AUGUCCGCAACCGAGUCCGAGUCGGACUAUUUUGACGAUGAUUUUGUCGUACCAGACUCCCCUCAUGGUAAGAUCACGUCACCGCGUCCGGUUAAGCGGCGUCGUGUGCAAUCGCCGACGCGUGGGAAGAACAAUCAUGAUGCCGCGUCAGGGACGGACUCAUUCUCCGAUAUAGAUGAGGAUUUCCCACGGAGGCGGGACUCAUCGGCAGAUGUCGACCAGCAAACACGAUCCAAGUCCCGGAGCUUUGUACCCAGACGGAGCAACUUUCAAGAGAACAUCUUUGUUACCCAACUCACCCAGCCCGACUCGAGCCCUGAACGAAUCCGCGGCCCCAGGUGGCAGAAACCAGUAACCAAGUCGCCUUCGCCAGUGACCAUGCCUCCCCAACAGGCCAGAGAUACCAACAGAUCGGUGGAACGGGCGGAUGCCAACUAUUAUGAUGAAGAGGAAGCACUCAGGGCGGCUUUGGCUGCCUCGCUGGAUGCCUUCGAGGAGGAGAAGACCAUGCGGCAAACAGUCAAUCCAACUUUACGACAACACCGAAACCCUCAGUCUAAUGGGGUAAGCGCCUCAGUGGACGCCUCGUUUGAGCUCGACGAUAUUCCCGAUGACGCGUUCGAUUCUUCCCCAUCGUUGUCACCAGUAUCACGACCAGCGCAACUCGCGGUCCCCCACUCAAGCUUUCAACGACCUCCAAACCGACCUCAAUAUAUGCGACAAAUGACGCUCUAUGGCAUGGCUGCACAAAAUCAAAACCAGACCCCGCAAGAAAGAGAUUGGGCACCGCCGGACAAAGACGAACGGCUGACCCAUCACAAGUUGAACCAGGAUUCAUUGAAUACAUGGUGGUAUCCCACCAAUGUAGGAACCGUCCGAGAUUAUCAAUUCAACAUUACCCAAAAAGGCCUUUUCCACAACUUACUCGUUGCAUUACCUACCGGUCUGGGAAAGACCUUCAUCGCAGCAACAGUCAUGCUCAACUGGUUCCGAUGGACGAAUGAUGCGCAGAUGGUCUUUGUGGCUCCUACCAAACCCUUGGUAUCGCAGCAAGUGUCGGCAUGCUUGGAUAUUGCUGGCAUCCCACGAUCGCAGACGACAAUGCUCACGGGAGGUGCUGCGCCGGGCCUUCGUGCAAAAGAGUGGCAAUCAAAACGCCUGUUCUUCAUGACUCCGCAGACCCUGAUCAAUGACUUGAAGACCGGAAUUGCAGACCCCAAGCGCAUUGUACUGUUGGUCGUCGACGAGGCCCACCGCGCUACUGGAGGUUAUGCUUACGUGGAAGUGGUCAAAUUUCUCCGACGUUUCAAUCAGAGUUUCCGUGUCCUAGCAUUGACAGCCACUCCCGGAUCUACAGUCGAAUCAGUACAAGCAGUAAUCGAUGGACUGGACAUCUCACGAGUCGAAAUUCGUACAGAAAAUUCCAUUGACAUCCGAGAAUACGUCCAUAGCCGUGAUGUCGAAAUUGAGAUAUUUGAGAACUCAGAUGAGAUGAUCUUUUGCAUGGAUCUGUUAUCCACCACACUGCGACCGCUCGUCAGCCAACUUCGAACUAUGAAUGCUUACUGGGGAAAUGACCCCAUGGGCCUAACGGCUUUCGGCCUCACCAAGGCGAGACAGCAGUGGAUGGGCUCUGAUGCAGGCCGUAACGCCAACUUUGGGCUGAAGGGCAAGGUCAAUGCCAUUUUUACCGUUCUGGCAAGUCUAGCACAUGCCAUCGACUUAUUGAAAUACCACGGAAUUGUUCCGUUCUAUCGCCACAUAUUGCAUUUCAAGUCCAACACCGAUGGCCAAAAGGGAGGAAAGUGGCAGAAGCAAGUUGUACAGGACGAGAGCUUCAAGAAGCUCCUCAGCCACCUUGAACCUUGGAGCAAGAACCCGGAGUUUAUCGGACAUCCCAAAUUGGAGUAUCUUAAAUCUGUGAUUUUGAAUCAUUUCAUGGAUGCAGGAGAGGGGAAGGAGAACGUGAACAGCAACGGCAGGCCUGCAACGAGAGUUAUGAUUUUUGUGCAUUUCCGCGACAGCGCUGAAGAGGUUACGCGAGUGCUGCAGCGCUAUGCUCCCAUGAUUCGACCGCAUGUCUUCGUGGGACAAAGUUCAGCCAAGGGCUCGGAAGGAAUGGACCAAAAGACCCAACUGUCGAUCAUCGAAAAGUUCAAAGGAGGGACCUAUAACACCAUCGUCGCCACGUCAAUUGGCGAAGAAGGCCUGGAUAUCGGCGAGGUCGAUCUCAUCGUGUGCUACGAUUCCUCCGCAUCACCCAUCCGCAUGCUGCAACGAAUGGGCCGAACUGGCCGCAAGAGAGCGGGUAGGAUCACCUUGCUGCUGAUGAAGGGCAAGGAGGAGGAUAAUUAUACCAAAGCCAAAGACAACUACGAGAAGAUGCAACAAAUGAUCGCCAGUGGGACUCGGUUCACCUUUCAUGAUGACCGGUCUGCUCGCAUUCUGCCUCCGGGGAUUCGUCCAGUCGCUGACAAGCGACACAUCGAAAUUCCACCGGAGAAUUCCCAGCAAGAGCUUCCCGAGCCAAAGCGCAAAGGGAAGGUGCCUAAGCGACCGCCAAAGAAAUUUCAUAUGCCUGAUGAUGUGGAGACGGGAUUCACACGAGCUUCGACGCUGGAGGAGAGCUUCGCCAAGUCGGUGAAAAAGAAAUCGACACCCAAGAAGCGCCCCCGCAUACCCACGCCUGAGCCAGUGGAUGUGCCGCUUUUGAAGGAUGUUAUGCUAUCUGAAAGUGAGCAGCGCGAGCUAGAGCAUCACUAUCAGAACAUCGGUGAUACUUCACCACAAUUCAUCCGCUACCCACGAACCGAUGCCUUUCCGCAAUUACAACUCGUUCCCAGACCGACUAAGAUGGUGUCACAUGGCUCUCUGACCUGCCGAAUGAUCACGACCUUGCAAAAGAUGGACAAAUCAGGUCCUGACUGUGAAAAUCGAUACAAACAGGUCAUAGCAAGAGAGACGGAGAAGGCCGCCAAAUCUCGUCGAUCGUCCUCUAAUGGUACGGCGAAGCAGUCACGCCGACCAAAAAUUGCCAAGACAUCCGAGAGUUUUGAGCUCUCCAGAUCUGCAGUUAGCGUGUCGGACGUUGAAUAUGAUGAGAUUUCUGCACUCAUGUCGCCUAAUAUCUCUGAAUCUGACCCCCCACCACAGCAACCGUCUUCGAAACCUGUCGAAAGUGACUUUGAUGACGAUUCUGACUUUGACCUUCCGGACGCAAGUGUCAUCUUUCAGCCGAAAUCAAAAGCCCAACCUCAGCCCCAAUCGCAGCCACGAAGGAUGAAGAGGACUAUCUUUUCUGACAGUGAGGAGUGA
Messenger RNA from Penicillium daleae, 3315 nucleotides. It is a transcript of the gene mph1, whose product is annotated as 3'-5' DNA helicase. Gene Ontology annotation, molecular function: ATP binding; four-way junction helicase activity; 3'-5' DNA helicase activity. The record is from RefSeq and is a predicted model, not a curated record. Gene Ontology annotation, biological process: double-strand break repair via synthesis-dependent strand annealing; replication fork reversal; interstrand cross-link repair. The transcript has a single exon. The coding region runs from base 1 to 3315 and encodes 1104 amino acids. Lineage: Eukaryota; Fungi; Ascomycota; Eurotiomycetes; Eurotiales; Aspergillaceae.